This is a messenger RNA of Anastrepha obliqua, 1837 nucleotides long. RefSeq names its product zinc finger protein 583. Bases 367 to 1623 code for a protein of 418 amino acids. Gene Ontology annotation, cellular component: nucleus. Gene Ontology annotation, molecular function: RNA polymerase II transcription regulatory region sequence-specific DNA binding; DNA-binding transcription factor activity, RNA polymerase II-specific. The transcript has a single exon. Lineage: Eukaryota; Metazoa; Arthropoda; Insecta; Diptera; Tephritidae. The record is from RefSeq and is a predicted model, not a curated record. Gene Ontology annotation, biological process: regulation of transcription by RNA polymerase II.
CGCAUUAAAAGUAUUUUAGUGCGUUUGCCAGCUUGCCGUUUUCCUACAAACUAAGAAUCAACUCAUCCCGGGCGGGAGUUUAAAGUACUAUUUUUAACAACAGACAAUGUUGAUAUCUCCGAACGUAAAAUAAUUUGAAAACAAACAAAAUUAAUAAAUAUUUAUUACAUUAUGCAGCAAAGUUAUACGCGUGUGUGUGAAUACUUGUAAGGGACAAGUAACCGGAUUACGUUAGUUUCAUUAACAUUUUUCAUUGCAUCACUUUCACACGGUCUUGCUGACGCUGUUAAAGAAUAUACGAAAUAUUCACUAAUAAAAAAAUAAUUCACAAAAAGCCAUUAGCAAACUAAUUAUUAACAAAACAAUAUGUGCGACGAUGUUGUAGAAUUUGACGAGUUCAUCAAAUAUGAACUGACUAAGGAUUGCGACUCUGUGGAAGAAGAGACCUUUAUAUACGAAGUAGAAGACGAGGUGGAGGUGGAGCAGCUAGAAGAUGUGACGAUAAAGCCAGAAUCUAUUAUAAUGGAGGUUAUCGAGGAGGACGACACUGAGCAGGGUUAUGAGGUGACUGAGGGGCUAGUGGAAAUUGCGCCUGAGUCGCUGCCCGCCGAUGUAGAAUACAUUAAAGAAGAAGAAAUUGAACAAAAGCCAGAGGUGGAGCGUUCGCCGAAUGAUGUACCUAAAGGCCCAAAACGAUACCUGCUCUUUGACGAACUUGUUGCCAACAUUGUCGACUAUGAUCUUGAUGAUACUCCUAUUGUCGAAUUCUCCUUGUCGAACCCUGAUACAGACGAGAAACUACCUGUCGAAUGUGGCAUUUGCCCCGAUGUAAUGCACAAAGCAAAACUCGCUGCCCAUCUCAAAACACACCUUGUACCCGGAACAAAUCGCUAUGCCUGUAUUUACUGUGACAAAUCAUACAAAGAUCAUAGUUACUUGGCUGGACAUUCACGCCGACACAUGGGCAUUCGGCCAUAUGUGUGCGAACCAUGUAAGCUGUACUUCUCAACAAAGCAAGACCUGCGUGUACAUAAUCAACGACGCCACCAAGAAAAAGAACAUAUUUGUGAGAUCUGUGGCAAAACAUUUUCACAAAAUACAAUGUUGAAGCGACAUCGCGAGUCCACACAUGAAAAGAUGAGGCGUUUCCAAUGCGACCACUGUCCCAAAGCAUACUACAAGAAUUUUUCACUACAGGAACAUGUUCGGAAUGUACAUAUGGGCAAUAGACGAAUGCUGGUGUGUCCUUUUUGUGGAAUGCAAUGUCGAGACGCCCACAAGAUGGCUCGGCAUCGCAAGCUGCUCCAUCUCAACCAAAAAUACUUCCAUUGUGAAAUUUGUCAAGAAGAAUUCACAGAUAUAAGCUACUUUGAUGCGCAUAAACGUUCCAUACAGUGUCGAAAUAACACGCAACGAAAGUUAGAAGAGGAGCAACUGUUACAAAACCACGCAGAGGAGGAACAAAUACUACUGCAGCAACAGGAGGAGGAAGAUCAUCCUGUCGAGGAGGUGGAGCAAAAGCAAGAACUGCAUUUUGUAGCACAACAACAAGAUGAAUUACAGCUACAAUCACAAACAGACGAGCUUUGUUAUGAAAUUACAGUAGUGAAUAGCGAUAAUUAAACACAAACUUUAAACUGAAAACAGAAAACUAAUAUAUGGUAAUAAUAGCCUUCAACUCCGCAACUUGCGUACUAUAUGAUAGAUGUAUAGAAAAGUAAUAUGCGUUUAAUAAAUUGAUAUUUUCACAAUGUUUCCAUUGAUUAAUAAAGAAUAACUAAUUUAAACAAUAGCAAAUAUAAAAAAAGAUUUUCAUUAUAAGUUGGAACAAGAAAUU